Asparagus officinalis (garden asparagus) is the source of this 1724-nucleotide messenger RNA. RefSeq names its product G-box-binding factor 3-like. The transcript has 12 exons. NCBI's taxonomy places the organism in Eukaryota, Viridiplantae, Streptophyta, Magnoliopsida, Asparagales, Asparagaceae. The record is from RefSeq and is a predicted model, not a curated record. The coding region runs from base 241 to 1389 and encodes 382 amino acids. Gene Ontology annotation, cellular component: nucleus. Gene Ontology annotation, biological process: regulation of DNA-templated transcription. Gene Ontology annotation, molecular function: sequence-specific DNA binding; DNA-binding transcription factor activity.
CCUCUCUCCCUCUCCCCUCGCCUCCCCUCUCUUUUCUCCGCGCCUUUCUUUAGAGAGAGAAAGAUAACUGGGAAAAAAAAUCGAUUUUUGUUUUAAAAAAACUUUGGGAAAAGGAAAUUGAAAUCUAGGGUUAGGGUUUCCUUUUGUAAAUCCGGCAAGCCUCUGUGCUGUUAGUUUUUGCAGUGCCGCGACCGAUUGAGGGAGAUUCGCUGCGAUUUGGUUUGGGAUUAUUGCAGAUCCAUGGGAAAUGAUGAAGCUGUGGCUCCUUCCAAGGCUGUCAAGGCAUCAUCACCUGUGCAGGAGCAACCAGUUGUUCAUCCAUAUCCUGAUUGGGCAGCCAUGCAGGCGUACUAUGGCCCAGGAGUUCCCAUGCCACCACCUUAUUUUAACGGUACAGUUGCAACUGGUCAUCCACCUCAUCCAUACAUGUGGGGUCCACAGCCUUUGAUGCCCCCUUAUGCGACACCAUAUGCUGCAAUGUAUCCCCAUGGACUUUACUCUCAUCCUUCGGCAGGCUUAAUGGUAUCUCCUUCAAGCACAGAUGUGCCUUCUAAGUCAUCAAAUAACAAAGACGUAGGAUUAAUGAAAAAGCUCAAGGGGUUUGAUGGUCUUGCUGUGUCAAUUGGUAAUGUCAGUGCUGAGAUUGCAGCUGGUGAUGGGAGUGGGCAGUCACAAAGUGGAGAUAAUGGACCUGAAGGCUCAAGUGAUGCUAGUGAUGAAAAUAAUGAAUCAGGAGGGAAGGAAAACCGAAAGAAGAGGAGCUCUGAUGGUACACCUACCUCAGGUGAUAAGAAAGUUUGUGCUUUGGCCAAUACUAUUCAUAGUGUUGCAGCUCCAGAGAUGGCUGUAGGAGUUGUUAUGUCUCCUUCUCCUAUCACAUGCAAGCCAAUGUGCACUCUGCCUGCAUUAAGUCAAGCGCCGGGGAUGGAGCUCAAGGCUUCUGCUACCAGUCAACUGAAAGCUGGAGUGAACCCUGAACAAUGGACUCAGGAUGAGAGGGAGUUGAAGAGAGAAAGGAGGAAACAGUCCAACAGAGAAUCAGCUCGAAGGUCAAGAUUGAGGAAACAGGCUGAAACUGAGGAAUUGGCAACAAAAGUUGAAUCUCUGGGCGCUGAAAACGUUUCUCUGAGAUCUGAAAUUAGCCAGCUUAAAGAGAAUUCAGAGAAACUGAGAGCAGAAAAUUCCUCAUUAAUGGAGAAAUUGAAGAAUGUGCAAGACGUUUCUUCAGAUGAACUGGAAAAUCAAGAAACUCCUACAAUUGUAGUUGAAAACUUCUUGUCUAGAAUAGACGAGUUAAGGCAAGACGAGAACCAUGAGAACUCGAAUGGUGGCAAGCUACACCAGCUUAUGGACUCCAACCCUAGAACUGAUGCUGUAGCUGCAGGAUGACACUUGAAUACUGAUGUUUCCACUAAUACGCAGUUUUGGGUUGUUUUUUAUCUUCCCAAAACUACUAAUAUUUUAUCAGGUCUUGAAGUGGUAUACAAUGAGUUGGCAUUCUAAAAGACUGAUUACCAAGGAAGUCUAAUGGUUUUACUGUAUCUUUGAUUUUGGGGUGUUUAUUAUCCUAACUGUGUGAUCCAUCCAUGGAGUUCAAGGUUUUAUUAUAACCCAUGUUGUUUGAGAUUGCAGGAAUUAGAAAAGUUAUGUAUAUUGAAGUUUGUUAAUUUCCAGGGUGUUGUAUUAUUACAUAAAAAUAAUUUAUAUAAACUUUACAAAGUUCU